UCUGGCGUAAAGAGGAGGCGGGAGAAGGCGUUUCUACGUAGGAGCUGUAGGGGAGGGGGGGUGGUUUCACGCAUGCGCAACAUUUGAAAAAGGACAAACAGUCGCUGGAUUUCUCGUUCCUUGGAAAAUCCUCUAUACAACCUUUAAGCAGGAGAAGUUUAUUUACCAUCAAUAAUAUGAGCCUGGGUGGAUUUGAAAAGUCAUCAUAGUAUGAUUUCAAACGUGAACAUAGUGUUAUCUUUGAGUGUUCAAGCCCCUUGACUCUGCUUCCAAAGGAGGAGAUUUAUAAAGCGAGUGUGGUGAGAUUGUGAAGGUCAGUAGACACCAGUUAGACAGAAAUAUGCAACAAUUUAGAUAAUGGUGCCAGUGGUGUGCUAAGAGAGGAUAAUCGUGUUACUACAGCUCCUGAGAGUCAAUAUUAAACUGAGAUGAUAAAUUAGUGGAGGAUAAAUUUGUUAAAUUCUCUUACAAUAAUCUGUAGGAACUGAAAUAUAUGGAUUAAUUCAAUAAAUUAACGUAAAUGUUCUUUAUUUUUGCAGGAAACCAAGAGAUCCUCUCAUCUGCCCCUCUUCAGAUCCUGCUCCAUCUGAACAAAUGGUACUUUGCUGCUUUCUACCUGGCAGAAAUCCUCAUGUUCAUAUACAAAGGCAUUUUGCUCCCGUAUCCCGCUGAUAAUCUGGUGCUGGAUGUGGUUCUGCUGCUGCUGUUCCUUGGUUUGGAGACGCUCAGAAUCUUCUACGCGGAGAAGGGAAACCUGUGUGAGCGCCCCCUAUCCUCGAGCGUGUCGGUGCUGGCGCUGUUCCCGUGCGCGGCGCUGAGCGUGUACUACCUCCACCUCCAGACCUUCGUCCUGCGCCUCGAGGUCAUCCUCAACGCCGUCCUCCUCGUCUUCUACUGCGCCGAGUUUGUGCUGGGCGUGCUGGCGCUGUCCACGUUCUCCAGGUCCAGAGUGUACUAAAGACCAAUUUCAACAUUUGAUACAGAACAUUUUGUAAAUAUUUUUUGUGUUUUGUCUAUUUUUUUGUACAAAUAAUAAAAGUUUGAUCAUA
Boleophthalmus pectinirostris (great blue-spotted mudskipper) is the source of this 1049-nucleotide messenger RNA. RefSeq names its product transmembrane protein 216 (gene tmem216). The transcript is spliced from 5 exons. The coding region runs from base 521 to 958 and encodes 145 amino acids. Gene Ontology annotation, cellular component: ciliary transition zone. NCBI's taxonomy places the organism in Eukaryota, Metazoa, Chordata, Actinopteri, Gobiiformes, Gobiidae. The record is from RefSeq and is a predicted model, not a curated record. Gene Ontology annotation, biological process: non-motile cilium assembly.